This is a messenger RNA of Tigriopus californicus, 1334 nucleotides long. RefSeq names its product brachyurin-like. Gene Ontology annotation, biological process: proteolysis. Gene Ontology annotation, molecular function: serine-type endopeptidase activity. NCBI's taxonomy places the organism in Eukaryota, Metazoa, Arthropoda, Copepoda, Harpacticoida, Harpacticidae. The record is from RefSeq and is a predicted model, not a curated record. The transcript is spliced from 5 exons. Bases 87 to 776 code for a protein of 229 amino acids.
GAUCUUUCAAAUUCCUUUGUUCACUUAUCGAUUCUAAUGGUAAGAUAAAAGUGACAAAUUGUUAGGAGUAAUGAUCAUUGGGUUCGAUGAGUUUCUCUGAGGCAAUGGCAAAAGGUCUCCUAUAUUUUCUACUGUGCUUUGGAUGUGCUCAGGCCGUAAUCAAGGAGUGCUGGACGCUAAAGUCCAAACCAAAGGAUAUUCGAAGCCCUCUUUGCAAAAACCCCUCCAGUAAGUCUGCCAUACUGUUUGGCAACUAUUUGAACAAAUCCACCUGGCCCAUCACUCCGAUUGGUGCCUCUCCAAAUCCUGACCAGGACGCCCAUUGCGGCAUUGAAAACGCCCCUAGUGAAGAAAUUCGUGGUAGAAUUGUAUGCGGGCAAGAAGCGCUCCCUCACCGAUUCCCUUGGAUGGCUGCUAUCUACCAAGACGAUACGUUUCUCUGCGGUUCGUCUAUUAUUUCCAAGGACUGGAUUUUGACCGCUGCCCAUUGUGUUGAAGACUUGCAACACGAGAUUCAUCUGAGGGUGGGUGCUCACGACCUGAGCAAGCCCGAAAAAACGGCUCUGACCGUUGCUAUCAAAAAGGAGAACGUCAUUUCUCAUCCGGAAUACAAUAACAAGAAUCUUAAUAACGACAUCGCCUUAUUGGAGCUUUUAAAUCCAUUGGUUUUUAAUGAGACUGUUCGAGCUGUUUGCUUGGCAGACGCUAGGAAUCGAGAGAGAGAUCUGGUGGGAUACAAAACUACAGUGACUGGUUGGGGACCUCUUGUUCCUUGAGACGUACAAUGGCAGAUGAGAUUCACUUGGCAUUCAGUUCAAGCAUUAAGGGAAUAUCCAAUGACGUCUGCUACCUAGUUGUGCAAUGGGAUUACAAGUCAGCUGGAGUGCAUUUUUUUGAGAUUCAAACUCCAAGUAGACGUAAUCGUGAAUUCAAUUUUCUUCUGCGAAAAAAACCGUGCAAAUAUGGAUUCUAAUAUGAAUAUUUUCUUGCCAAACUCUUUUUGGUCUUGGAGUCAGGGUGACGAAGAUGGGGAAGAUUUCUGUCCAAAGUGUGAAGAAGUCCCCAAUCUGAAUUAUUCAACUUCUCCUGAUUUAUAGAUUGUACGUUGCCGAAGACUCGAAAUAUGUAAGCCGGUUGUUGGGAGGAGGGGAGAGGGGAUUUAAAGGCCGAAUUGUAGCAACAUGUGCGUUCUAUGAUUGAAGUCGAGUCCACUGAGCUUGGGAGUGGCUUGCCAACCAAAGUUUGGCGGGUUUCCCAUUAACCCAGAAAGGCUCACAUGAUCAUUAAUUCAUGAUGUCAUGUUCCAUUUCUUGUAUUAAAGUCGCAUUCUGCAA